Molecule: messenger RNA, 3221 nt
Organism: Cornus florida
Lineage: Eukaryota; Viridiplantae; Streptophyta; Magnoliopsida; Cornales; Cornaceae
Product: NAC domain-containing protein 91-like
Exons: 5
Coding region: 727-2052 (441 amino acids)
Biological process (GO): regulation of DNA-templated transcription
Molecular function (GO): DNA binding
Source: RefSeq, a predicted model, not a curated record
CAUUUAGGUUCCAACUCUCUGUCUCUCCACUUUCCUCUCUCUAUCACACCAUACGUCUCUACAUCUCUUACCUCCGCUUUCUCAGAUGCUUCAGACUGAUUCAUCAAUGGAACCCUAGUAUUUCACCAUAUACCUUCCUGAUUUUACUCUAGGGUUUUUGUUCCUAAACUUGUCUCUGUCUCACCUCAGUGUCAGUGUCAGUGUCAGUGUCGGCCCAGUAGAGUGCUUUCGCCGUUGAUGUUCUUUCCGAUCUCUACACAUUUCUCUCUCUCUACACUUUCCUCUCUAUCACACCAUAUGUCUCUACUUCUCUCACUCUCUACUUUUUCAGAUGCUUCAGACUGAUUCAUCAAUGGAACCCUAGUAUUUUUCUAUAUAAUUUCCUGAUUUUACUCUAAACCUCUCCUCUCUCUCACCUCAGUGUCUGUAUCAGUGUCGGCCCAGCAGAGUGCUUUCGCCGUUGGUGUUCUUUCCGAACUCUACACAUUUCACCCCUCCACCGGAAAUUCCCUCUGCCCCUACCGCACUCCAGCUUGGUAUUUUCCACCGCCUGUCCAGGGUUGAGCCCUGGGAUUUGACGGCGGAAUUAAAAAGUCACCUAUAGACGCUUUACGGCCAAUCAUUGUGGAUAACGUUUGCAUCCUCUGUAUUACCGCGGCGUAUUGUUUUCUUUUCCUCUCAAAGCUCUAUUUUCUCUUUCUAGAUUCUUAGUUUUAGGUCGGAAUUAUGAGUGUCAUGUCCUACAACGAAACGCGGGUAGGGUACAGAUUUAGUCCGACCGAUGAAGAACUGGUUGAUCAUUUCUUGAGGUUUAAGAUCAAAGGUGAUGAGAGAAAAGUCCGUGAUAUUCGUGAGGUCGAUGUUUGCAAAUACGAACCCUGGGAUUUACCUGGUUUAUCGACGAUAAAGUCUAAUGAUAAUGAAUGGUUCUUUUUCUGUCCGAUGGAUCGGAAGUAUGUGAAUGGGCAGAGGCUGAACAGAUCAACAGAGCAUGGAUACUGGAAAACAACGGGUAGGGAUCGGAUGAUCAAGUCUCGUAGGAGCAAGUCUCGUAGGAGCGUAAUUGGUACAAAGAAGACUUUGGUCUUCUAUACCAGGCAUGCUCCAAAUGGCAGCAGAUCCCAUUGGGUUAUGCACGAGUACCGUGCUACUAGUAAGGAGCUUGACGGCACGAAACCAGGACAGAGUGCCUUUGUCCUCUGUCGCCUUUUUAAGAAACAUGAUGAGAAGCAAGAUGAUGUCAUUGAAGGUUCAAACUGUGAUGAAGUUGAAGAUAAUUUUCCUUCUCCUGGGGUGUGUGAGUAUCAACUAGGAAAAAAAGAUGUUCCUUCUCCUGCCACAGUUAAAUCAUAUGCUGAAGAUACACAAUUGGAGGCAGUAAACCCUGUGAUGACAGCAGAAGCUGAAAAUCAAACUUAUAGUAAUUCUGAAAGCAUACUAUUUGACACUCCAUUACCUUCUGAGUGUGACAGCAAUAUCCAUAUUUAUGAUGAUGCUGAAGAUCAAGUGAUAGACUUGCAGCCGGAUCCAGAGCCGGAGGAAAUGUUGAAAGCAUUUUGUGACCCAGUGCUGGGGCCACCAGAUGAAAAAAUCUUCUCUCCAUUGCAUUUGCAGAUGGAGCUUGGAUCUUCUUACUCGAAUUUCCGGGCCACUAAUAACACAAGCAAUGACCACAAUGGGGUUCAGUUUCAAUAUGGAUCAAAUGAACUGGAUUUUACUGAAUUUCUGGAUUCUACUGAAUUUCUGGAUUCAGUUCUUGUUAACUUAGGAAAGCACACCUUUGAGGACACAAACAGUCACAAUUUGGAUAUUGAAAGUGAGAUCCUGAACUAUAAUACUCCCACAAAGCGGUAUGCCGCUAUAUCAUCAGUGGCCCAAGGACAGUUUGAUCCUGUGAUGGAAAGUUCCGAAUGGUUUGGUCAAAACUUCAGCAGAACGGCUCCUACACAUAUGGAAACGUCUCCAGGAACUUGGGGAACUCCUCAAAAUUGUGCUAUAUCGCAUUUUUAUGCAGAUGGCCUCUUACAGCAGCAUCCUUUUAGCUUCAUCUAGCUCAGCUCCUAAACCAGUUAAAUAGAUUCAGUCUAAUCCAAACAAUCAGAACUUUAACCUAGCCCAGUUUGAUAGAUCCCUCUGGAGGUGUGUCAUCAACAUGCCUUUAGAUGUUAUGCAACAGACUAUUCUAGACCAGCUUCAUAUUAACCAGCCAUCAGAACAAUCCAAAUAGCCAGUUUUUCAUCAUAUAUUGAAUUGCCUUGAUGCUUAUUUCUUUUUUAUCAAACAAGAAAUUACCCGCCUAAACUCAGAAAUUCAUAAUUUCCAGACCAGUUAUUUAGGCCCAAAUCAGAAACAAUCCUUCAGUUACUAUGCAGGUUUUCAAAGGCAAAGAUAUAGGAGUAUUUGACACUUGUACGAAAGUAGCCCAGAGCAUAGACGGUUAUCAAGGAAAGGCCUUAUGGAAAGGCUUUAGCAGCAAAAAUGAAGCCCAGUUAGCACUCCACAGUUUUAUGAUUUUAGCCUCUUCUUCCGGAGAGAUAGAUAAUGUCCAGACCAUCAACAAGAAGUAGAAGAUCUUCAGAAUCAUCUUAGGAGAGAGAAACAAGCUAAAGAAAAAUUAGCUUCAGAACUUCAAGCUAAAAUAGAUUUAGUGCAGUAUCAGUUAGCUUUGAGAGAAAAAGCCAGUGAAGCAGGAGUAGAAGUCCCAGCCACUCUACUCAGCCUCUUCCAACAGACCUCAGAAGAGAAAUCAACAAAUUAGCCAUAGAAGCAGAGUACAGAUCUCACAUGUUACUUUUAGACUUUCUAAGUGAGAAUCUCAGAAGUAUCCCAGGAGUCCAAGUCAACAUCAGACAGUUUUCAUCAGAAAAAAUUCAGUUUAUAGUUACAUAGUUCCUAUGGUAACUAUAGAUUACCAGCAGUUUAAAGAGAUAGAACAUUUGCAGACUCAGCUUAAACUCACAGAUUUACUUGAGUUGGGAUUAGUAGAAGGUAUCAUGAUCAGAGGAAGUAUUCCAGCAGAUUUGCCAGAAUUUGUUAGAGAUGUGCUUAAAGAUAAUUAUGAUCAGAAUUAUUUUUGAUAGUAGUAUAACUUUAUAGUUACCUUGGAAUCAGUCGCUAGGAAGAAUACUAGUUGUGACGUAAAUUUCAGGGCUACCCCCCAUUAUGGUAUCAUGGCCAUGUUUAUAGAAUUAGAUUUAUGAAUAUAUUCAGAUGUUUAGUUA